UUCAUGAUUUAUUUUAUUCCUCGGAUGGAUGGAACGAAACGUUGACUGUCGUGUCGGCCAUGUUUUCCUCACAACAGAAACAUUACGUCGUCGUGUAGUGAACGUCAACUAAUCUUUCAUUUCGACUACAUUAAAAUAUUUAUUUACAAAACUAUUUCUAAAAUCUGUCUGUAUUUGAUCUAAUGUUAAAAUGAAUCGAACUGAAGGGCUGGUGCAACGAAGAAACGUUAUUAAGGACAGUAAUUCGGAGGGAGCUUUGAAGGAAAAUCACGACGUCGAUGAUAAGAAAAAUGAUAAAAAUUAUGAUGACGGAGAUUCAAAGGAAACUCGAUUGACGCUGAUGGAGGAAGUAUUACUAUUAGGUUUAAAGGACAAAGAGGGUUACACAUCGUUUUGGAAUGACUGCAUAUCGAGUGGUUUGAGAGGAUGUAUACUAAUUGAGCUGGGUUUACGGGGUCGCGUGGAAUUAGAGAGAGCUGGUAUGAGAAGGAAAGGAUUGUUAUCUAGAAAAGUAAUAGUUAAGUCAGAUACUCCUACUGGUGAUGUUCUAUUAGAUGAGGCCUUAAAACAUAUGAAAGAUACAGAUCCACCAGAAACUGUCCAAAGUUGGAUAGAAUAUUUAAGCGGUGAAACAUGGAAUCCAAUGAAGCUAAAAUAUCAACUAAAAAAUGUAAGAGAAAGGCUGGCAAAGAAUUUAGUUGAAAAAGGAGUCCUGACAACAGAAAAACAAAACUUUCUAUUGUUUGAUAUGACUACUCAUCCUCUCACAGAUAAUGUUGUAAAAUGCCGCUUAGUCAAAAAGGUUCAAGAAGCGGCCUUACGACGUUCCAUUACUGAUGUGGCUCAUGCUGAUAAACGUUCAUUGGCCCUCCUUAUGUUGGCUCAUUCAGCGGAUGUUCUAGAGAAUGCUUUCGCUCCACUCUCCGACGAAGAUUACGAACUUGCCACAAGGCGUGUGCGGUCACUUCUUGAUCUUGAUUUUGAAGCAGAGGCCAUGAGGCCUGAUGCCUGUGAAAUUAUGUGGGCUGUGUUCGCAGCAUUCACUAAAUAGCGGUGACGUGUACUAUCACCAAUUUAAAAAAAAUGGUGGCUAUAAAUUAACCAGUUAAAUCAACAAAACCUGAAAUAAAAGUUUUAUAUCUUGUUGCCAUCAAAUAGUUAUGGAUGAUCUUUGGCAGCCAGAGUUUAUAAACAUUAUACUAUUUUAACAGGUAAGUAUGACAUUUUGCCAAUAUAGUUAAAAAUUUAUGAGUGACUAAUUAGACAAUUCAUUAGAUACAAAUGAUUCAUCAAUAGAUAACUUGCCUAUCUUAUAUGUGCUUUGUCUUUGUCUAUGUUCCAUAGAGUGACAGUGACAAAGCAUUGAAAUAGAUAGUUGUUUAAUAAUGCAGUUGGUGAUUUCACAUGUAAUUAUAUAUAUCAGUUAUCAAAAUUUCUGUUUUGCUUAUUUAUUUGAUAGUAAAUUUUAAGGAGGUCUAAAUUUAGAUAUCAUUUUAAAUAUUUAAGUGAUUUUAUACCUUAUUCUUCUUAAACUUAGUGUUAUAUUCUACAGUUAUUGUCAAUCGGUAUCAAUAUAAAUUUCAUGUAAGCGCAAUAAUAUUUCAUUCUUUGUGUUUAAAAUACUGAGUGCCGUCUUGUUAUUUUUUUUGUAUUAGCUAAAAGAAAAUGGAUAAUGAGUGCUACACACUUCCAAAAACCUAAUUAGAAUCCAUAUUCAAAGAAGUUUCGAAAAAAAAGUCAUCAUUUAAUAAAUUCAUCAACAUAUUGUAUUUAGCUGUACGGCCAGAUUAUUAUUUACUUUUAAUAGUUAUUUUUGUUAUGAGGUGUAUAAAAAUAAAACUAGAUAGGAUAAGUCUGCAUUCCUUAUCAUGAAUGGUACAAAAUACUUUAUUUGAUACACAUAGUUUUCUAGAUAUUGUUGCAGAUGAAAAAUAAAAGAAAUUUUAAGUUUUAUGUAGUUUUUGUAGUAAUUUUGACAUUUGCAAGAAAAUUUUGCACUUAAAAGUCCAUUUUCUACUUCAAACAAUGUGGGAAAAUAAUUUCCCUAAAAACUACAUUUAUGAUUUAUAAUAUGAUACUACUUACUUACUCAUAUAACUGUGGAAUUGGCAGCCCAAUUCUAUCAAAUAAGUUAGCGUUUGAAUAGUUUCUGAAACUGCCUUAUUCUUUAACAUAUGUUACUAUCCACUCUUAAUUCAGCAUAUACUUAUUUAUUAAAAUAAGCCGACUGUACCUCUUUUCGCAUAAUGCAAAAUUGGUACGGCUUAAGUCUAUGUUCUACAUGGCAGCGCGACACAAUGCUACAUACGCAUUAAAAUACGAUAUGAUGGUAUCCUAUUAAAAAAAAUAGCAUGACCACCGCCACAGCGAAAUAUCUGUCGAAUUUACGCCACUAUUGCAUGUGGUCUUACAGAUUUCUUUCUCGAAUUCAUUGAGAGAGUUUGCCGUUAUAUUGUAUUCACGUAGCUUGUGCGGUACUAUAAGGUUAAGUUCAGAUGGUCGCGCGACAAUGGAGUUCAGAUGACAAGCGAUAAGACACGGCUAUCCAUAUACAUUUUUCACAAUUAGCGCGGAUCAAGAUACCUGCGACGGAGAAGCCUCGACCGCGCGAUUACCCUCUAUUUUCUGAACGGUCCAAUAUAUUGAUUUAGAAACUCUUCACGUGCGUUAGGUUAUACGCGCGUUGUCACGCGACCAUCUGAACUUGGAGACUAAAUUAUGUUGCACAAGUAAUGUACUUUACCGCCGCUCAUGUAGCACAAUCGCAAUACUUUUGUUUUGAUAUGUAGUGUAAGGACAUUACUGUUAUAAUGUCUGAUGAUUGUCUUUUAAGUAAGAGCAAUAGAAAUUUUUAAGCGAAAAUUGCCUUUGUUUUUUCCAAUAAUAGGAAGAAUUUUGGUAGACUAGUUGAAUUGAGAUUGGUGUCAAUUCUGGCAUGAUUUUCUAACCACAAACUUUAAUUUGACAACAGUGUAUCUUUAUCGUUCUCUAUAAAGAAAGAAAAGGAGAGACUGAUGUUAAAUUUAGUUUUAAGUUUAGAGAAUCAUGCUAGAAUCGAAAACAUUAGCCGCCUUAUCACAAAACGUUGACUUAAGUUAAACCUGUGUUAAAACUGAUGCUGUCACUUUUGUUUUCUAAAAAGAAAACAGAGACAGUAUUAGGUGUAAACCAUGACUAACUUUAGUCUCCGUUUUGGAAUACGGUGGUAGGUGAUUAUCGUCUAAAAACUGUGAUAAUUAGAUCACGUCUAAUGCACCUACAGCACCAAGAUGUACCGUUAUUUCUUUGUUUCUAAACAAUCCUUAUGAAGUGUGUAGGGCACAUUAAAUUUGUAUCAUCCCUUCACUUUAGAUAAUAUAUUCUUUUAUAUUUUAGUCCUCUUUACGAUAAGAUUGUUAAAAAUUUAGUGAUUAUUUUUAUAUCUAUGUCGAUCAUCAGCUUUUAUCAAUCGGAGUAUAUUUGUUUGAUUACAAAGUCUAUAAAAUAUUAUUAUUAAGAACUUCACAAAGUUGGUGUGGGAAAUGUUGUUGGUGAUUUUGUAUUUAUUGGCAAAGCCCAAAAAUACAGUUUUUAUUUUGUAUGUGGACAGGAUGUAUGUGAGUAUAUAAAUCUGGGUUUUUCAACAAGACCUAUUAUAUUUGAAAGUGAGACGUCAUAUGUGUACAUAAAAGUUCUGCAAUCGCUUCCAUUUGGUUUGCGGCAACCAUCUUGAAAAAGAAAUAUGAUUAAAAUUAAUUAAAUGUAGAAAGAAACUGGAUAAAAAAUUAAAGAUAAUUAAAUAUUACACAGCACAUCUUGUCUUGUCUUGUUGAAUUAUUCUUUACAGCUAAAGAUGUUAAUUAGAAGCAAUUUGUAAUGUUAGUGUUUUUGUAUGUUAAUAUUAUUGUAUACUAAAUGCAAAAUGCGUACAUACUAGGUUACUAUGGGAAAUAAUGAUCUCUUAAUAUAAUAUUUUACUAUUAUUUAAACACUUGAAUUAUUGAUGUUAUUCAUCAAACAUUCCGGUACGUAUACUUUUAUAAAUUAUAAUUGGGAAUAAUUAAUUAGUUUGCUAUAGUUUCAAAUAGACAAGGGGCUUUAACGCGAUUCAAAAGCAGCAGUCUUUUUCCGUACUCAGAAUCGAAUGCUUCAUUAAGUCACAUGAUGUCUCAUUCUUUUCUUAUUGCAAAGACAUUAACAGCAGCAAUUUAAGCGAGACUUAAAAUUGACUCCUCUAUGUGCGGCUGUAAUUGAGAUCUGUUCUAAGACCACUAAAUUUGCAAUCGCAAACCCGUAUUUUUGGACUGCAUAGUACAGCCACAGACUACUAGGUGACGUGUAGCAAUUAACUAGCUUUUUUAUCAUAAUUUGUAUAUUCAGUGAUCAUUCGCGAUGUUCUACUCGUAUUUUUUUUAUUGAGGCUGGGGGAGGUCCUCAUUUUCCUUCGUGAGGGCGCUGCUUCACCUCCUUAAGGGUGAGGCAGAGCGCGCAAAGCGACAACGUUGCGUUGUAUUCUCUUUGGUUUGGCGGCGCGACGUUGCCGCACGGAGGCAAGCGAAACCCCCCCCGCUUCAUAAUUUGAAUGCUAAUACUAUGUAAAUAAAGUUCAUAAUGUUCUUCCGCCUCGCCCACGACGAAAAUUAGAUGGUUCAAAGUUGAAAUACGAGGACUCUCUCAUUCUCUCGCGAUGAGGAACUCAAACGAGACGCCUCACGAGUGAGGGACUCAUCACUAGUGAUCAUGUUUGUGUAUUACGAAUGUUUGUCACCCUUGUUUGCAUCACCUAUUGUGUGUCACCUGUAAAUAUUAGCAUCUUUAUUGACAGUAUUGAUUUCCCUUGGUAACCCUGUAAGUUGGUCGUUCAGUGAGGUCGUGAGAUGAGUAUGUAAUUUUAAGAACUUUUUGGUAUGAAUGAAAAUCAAAAGAUGAAGCUUAUGAUUUGAUUUAUAAAGGGUAUUUUGUGUACGUAUUUUAUUAUGUAGUAAUUUAAAGAUGAUGAGUUUUCGUGUUCAGUUACAAACAUCCUGUCACAGAAUGGAUGUUUUUAAAUCGCGUCUGUGCUAUUUUGUUUAUUGUAUACAUUCUUGUUUUCUGAAAAAUAUAAAUGUAUUUGUUGCUUAUAAACGAUUGUGUAGUGUUUAUAUAGAAGUUUAAAAAUAUCCUUAUUUUCUUACAAAUAUGUUUAAUAAUAAAUACAGAAUAUUAAUUAAAACAUUUAAGUUUUAACAGUAAAUAUUUGGGAUAUAAUGAUUUAGAGCUUAAAUUAAAUUGUAUAUAGACAUAGCACAUUUUGAUAUAGAUAAUAACAUAAUUGUGAAGAAAUAAAUGAAACAUGUAUAAAAUUAAGAGAUUGAUGUAUAAUACACAUUUAUAGUAUUGGAAAUUACUCAAAUAUAUUCCUUGAAACAAUUUCUGAACUUAAUUAUUGCAAUAUUUAAUGUACACAUAUUUUUUACCAUAAAAGUAUCUAAGAUACAGAUACAAAUCCGUAUCUUCAUCUUGUAAUGUUAUAUGCCGGGAGAGCAGAAGAGACUGCACGUCACAGUGAUAUGAAAAGCUUCUGUCAUCGUGUUGCCAUUACAGUUUCGUGUGUAAAGUGUCGUUUUUUCGAAAGGUAUCUAAUCAAUGUUUGUUAAUUUAACGCAUUUGAAGCAAGUUUUGUUCUAAUACUUGAUGUUUGUGUGGAGAAUUCGAGCAUUUGUACUCCAGUCAAAGAUGUUUUUUUUUUGUAUUUAUAUAUGUAUCAGUAUGUAUAUGUAUUCUAUAUGUUACCCUAGUAUCUCAUAACAUAAGGCCCUUUAUUUAAGGUUAAGAAGACCCUUUAUUUCGGUAACUAGUAAAGGUAUCGAGUUAACAUUUACACUAUAGUAUAUACUCAGGUCCAUGUGCGUAGCCAGGGGGAGGGUUUUGGGGGUUCAAACCCCCCCCCCGAAAAGUUAAGAUAUCAACAUCAAUAAUAUCAAAAUAAGGAGAGGCGAGCGGCAUAAUUUAUUUAAUUACUAAUUAUUACACUAAUAAUGUAUUUUGGAUUCGCCCUCUACCACCCGCCGGUGCCCGUCAUCAUUUAUCCUAUCGCAUUCGUUAACCUUCGUACAUUUUCGUUUUCGUAGGAUGAAAACCAUUAGAAAAGGUAGAGAAUAUAACAAAAAUGAAAGGAAAAAUAAAUUACGGGCGAUCUGAGGUCGGGAAGGGGGAGGGGGUGAGUUUUUAAGGGUAAAAAAUGGAACUAGUACAGAACUAGAACUGUUUAUCAAUAUAACAUGAAAUCUUACGUUUUUAUUAUGAUAAAAAUCAAAAACCAAAAACUCGGUUAUUCGCAUUUUUCACAUAAAUUUUAAGGUUAUGUGAAAAAAGUGUCGAUACAAAAGUUGUAGAUCUUUUUAUUACCUACAACUUUGCCAUUUAACUUUUUUUCAUAG
Chilo suppressalis (striped riceborer) is the source of this 6398-nucleotide messenger RNA. NCBI's taxonomy places the organism in Eukaryota, Metazoa, Arthropoda, Insecta, Lepidoptera, Crambidae. The record is from the annotation of a GenBank genome assembly.